UAUAUCCCAAAAUGUGUAUUCGCCUACAAUUGAAACAAGUUAAUCUGGAUUUUAACGGCCGACAAAUUUGCAUUUAGACGAAAAUACAGUAAACGCAACGGGAAUUAGCAAGAACUGCAAUACUCGGCAAUACAUAUAUAUACACACACAAGCGCAUAUGUUAAUCGUUUAGCUUGUGCAAUUUAUUCCCGAUUUUAUGGAAAUGAACAUGCUCUGUUUUUGGAAAAAGAAUUCCGAUUAUAAAAGCGCUACCAAAUUUAGCAAACAGUAUCAGAAACAAACAGGUGCUCUAGUUCAAUUUAUAUCACUGCCCAAACAAACCACAGCAAACAUGUUCAAAUACGUUCUACUCUUCGCCUGCAUCGCAUACGCCGCAGCCUCUGGUGCUGAUGAUGACGCGCAUGCUGAAGUAACCCUACAAAAGUUGGAAGUCUUUACUGAUGGUUUCAACAGCGCGCUGGAAACAACCAACCACAUUCAUGUUCUCCAGGCUGGUGAUGCCGCUGGCAACAUCAAGGGUGACUACUCAUACGUGUCGCCCGAAGGUGAAAACAUCGCUGUGAGCUAUGUUGCCGACGAGAGUGGCUACCAUCCACAGAGUGAGCUCCUGCCCACCGCACCACCAACUCCAGCUGCCAUUCUCAAGGCGCUCGAAUACAUUGCCGCCCAUCCCUCAAAGGAAAGCAAGAACUAAACGUGAGUUCUCGAGUAAUUAUGGCUGACUUUGUAACGCAAAGAUUUUGGUAUGACGACAUUGAUUUUGAAUUGGAUCUUGAAUUUAUGUUGCUGAUGACUUGGACGCCAAUAUGAAUAUGUGUGUAUUCGUAUAUUUAUUAUUACCUUGGAGCUCGCAGGAGUUCCUUUCGCGGCGAUGCUCGUUUGACUUUUCAGUUUCUUGUUUUUAAUUUUUAAUUUUUCCA
This is a messenger RNA of Ceratitis capitata (Mediterranean fruit fly), 920 nucleotides long. RefSeq names its product larval cuticle protein 4. Gene Ontology annotation, molecular function: structural constituent of chitin-based larval cuticle. The record is from RefSeq and is a predicted model, not a curated record. The transcript has 2 exons. The coding region runs from base 197 to 694 and encodes 165 amino acids. Lineage: Eukaryota; Metazoa; Arthropoda; Insecta; Diptera; Tephritidae. Gene Ontology annotation, cellular component: chitin-based extracellular matrix.